GCGGCGCCCACAUACUUCAUGUCGUGACAGCCGGUGUCGGCUGAAUCUGCUCAGCUACAACUGCGGGGGAUUCACUUCUGCAGCAUGGGCCGAGUUCACGCACUGGCUGGACACCCAAUCUUAUGAUGUUGUAGUCGUUCAAGAGACUCACUGGCAAUCGGAGGGCUGUUUCACCUUGCCCCGGUGGUACUGUAUCACUGCUGCUGCGCCCACGGACGACAAAUACUCGGGCAUUCUUGUCAUGGUGGCAUCCAAACUGGCCUGUCCAGAGCACAUUAGAUACAGCGUGCUACACCCGGGACGCUUGCUCCAUGUUAAGAUUGGUGGCCUAACUGUCACUCACUCGUCCAUUGACGUGUUGGGCGUGUACCAGUAUGUCUGGCGCAGCACAGCCACCAAGGCUGAAAACCUUGCCAAUCGGGCUGUCAUUUGGAACCAGCUAGACAAGACUGCUACAAAGCUCCCUGUGAGAAACACCCGCCUGGUUAUGGGUGACCUGAACACCCGUCCACCGCCUGACUUGGGCCUCGAAUCCCGGCACUUGUCAAACUCUGGCCCGCAAGAUGCUGAUGCUUCGAAGUUUCGUUCCUUCAUCGAUGCCGCGAAUCUUAUGACCCUUAACACCUGGUCGGGCCCCAAAGCUUUCACGCACCAGCACGCGGGUCAUCGCACAAUCAUUGACUACAUACUGGCUGACAAGGACUUAGCGGAUGUACAGGCACGCCGCAGCGCUCCGAUGCACCACUGCCCCCUGGCAUCAUGGAAGGACAGCAAGCACUGGCCCGUUGCUGCCAAUGUGAGAUUACGUCAGGCCUGGAUGCAUAGAAGGCGGGCGCGCGACACGUGUUCCAUUGAUGUCCAGUCCUUGAGGUAUGCUGUUCGGCAUGACACGCCAGAGGCUGCGCAACUUCAGGUCACGGUUGAACGCAAGCUGCGAGCCCUGAUUGUGCCGACCACGGCCGACCAACUACACGCUGCGAUCAACGCCUGCCUCCUGCAGGCUUGCACCGAAGCCUUCCCGCUCAAGGCUAAGCAGUCAGCAGAUGUAGCAGCAGAUGCGCUAGACAAGAGACUUCAGAACUACUACAGCACCAUCGCAGUCAGCUGCAGACGGAGCAGGCCUGCCCAGAUUGCGGAGUCUACUUCGCCUCCGCUAAAGCAGUGCGAACUCACAGGGCGCGCGCUCACGGAGCGCACACGGUCGAACAGACUCCCGCAGAACACGAUGAUGGAAGGUUUGAACGCGGAGAUGCGAGAGAUCUUCGGUACUUCUUUGCCCAGUCUCAUGACGAGCCGACCAUCCCAGGCCUCAAACGGCCAGCCGCCGCUCAACCCCAAACGUCAGCGACAGGAGUCACACGGCGGAGGUCGCCCGCGCCAGCUGCAGCCCGUGACAAACCACAUGCAAGCCAGCCUAGAGGUUCAGGUAGCCCAACUGGCGCGUGUGGUAAUGAAGCACGAGGACCAGAUCAACACCGCCAAGCUGGACCGGGGCUUCGUUUUCUUCAUGCGCAACAGCGAGGGAAGCAUCUUGCAGAACCUCUUCGAGAUCAGCCAGAGGACGAGACAGGCGUACGACAACGGCCAGGUGCAGGACAACCCAUUAAGGAUCCUGCUGCUGAAGGCACUCUUUGUGGAGUUGGAGGGUCGCUUGAAGAUGCUGGACCAGGACCCGCAAGCCUUGGAGAAAACGAAACAACAAGGCCUUCUGGGAGACCAGGGCUGGUUCUACAAGCGCUGGGACCGCAAGGCCAGGAAGCUCGUCGACGAUCCGCAGCGCACACCGCUCCCGUCCAAGGAAAUGGCAACGCUGCUGAUGGACAUGUUCCGGCUCCUGAAUGCCUCCACCGUGCUGAAAUUCGGAGCCAGCCGCGGCAUCCACGAGGAAGUGCUGGAGGACCCGGACUCCACAACAGUCUUCUUGAUGGAGAUCUCGUUGAGAGGUAAAGCGGGAGACCCUCCGCCGCUCGGGGCAAGCGCGGAGGUGCGAACAGAUGGCACUGUCACCAAGCAUCACUUCCGCUUGGCCCUGCGUGAGCGCUCACACCAGUCAGAGAAGGCCUGUGGCGCUCCGGCCCUGCUGUCAUGGAAUGAGGUGACCUCGCCGUGA
Molecule: messenger RNA, 2110 nt
Organism: Symbiodinium necroappetens
Lineage: Eukaryota; Dinophyceae; Suessiales; Symbiodiniaceae
Source: the annotation of a GenBank genome assembly